CACCAAGGAAUGCAUCUUUGGCUACACAUGUUGUUCACCCGGAGGGAAAUAUUGUUGCCUUGAAUACAAUUUUGAUGACGAGUCCUACAUCACUACAUCAGAUGUGGAGGAUAAUGAAGGACCAACAAUGGGGUUCAUCAUUGGAAUCACUCUUGCCAUUGCCGCAGUGCUUUUUAUAUGCAGUGUUUUUGGAAGGCAGUUAUGUAAAAGAGGACAGGCGUCUCAAAAUAGUAGCGACGCAUCUGGUAGUGACCCUGGACUGGUGAACAACACUGACAGAGACCAUGGAAGUUUUGUGAUGCACUCAUCCCCAACGGUUUCUUCGUCGUCUUUACUCUCUGAGGAUGAGGAUUCGGUGACGAGUAGUGGGAAAUCCUUGUUACAUACACAUGAUGACUGCAAGACAUUUCUGACUCUUUUGCAUGCCAGAAGACACUACCCUAGCGAACCUCCUCCCCCGUAUCAGUAUGUGAUGAGAAAUAAAGAUAAAUAUCCUUUGCGAGAGGACAUUAUUCUUUGAAUAUUCAUAAAGUUCCAAGUAUUUUACAGACUUCUCCAUACCAAAAAAAGAGGCUUUUAUGUGAUACUCGUGAUCAAUGUGUUGUCAAAUGUUUCUUAGUUGACAAUUAUUCCUUCCAUGUCUUGACGUUUGAUAUCCUUUGUCUUUCACUUGUUCGUUAACUUCGCCUUUUAUAUUGUACAUUGUAAUGACAGUAAUUCAUGAAAUGAAUCUUAAAAUAAAAACGUCAAGCGUUACUGAC
Messenger RNA from Ostrea edulis (European flat oyster), 761 nucleotides. RefSeq lists its product as uncharacterized. Bases 128 to 520 code for a protein of 130 amino acids. The transcript is spliced from 3 exons. The record is from RefSeq and is a predicted model, not a curated record. Lineage: Eukaryota; Metazoa; Mollusca; Bivalvia; Ostreida; Ostreidae.